Messenger RNA from Coccinella septempunctata (seven-spotted ladybird), 1498 nucleotides. It is a transcript of the gene Cdk9, whose product is annotated as cyclin-dependent kinase 9. Gene Ontology annotation, molecular function: cyclin-dependent protein serine/threonine kinase activity; ATP binding. The record is from RefSeq and is a predicted model, not a curated record. Lineage: Eukaryota; Metazoa; Arthropoda; Insecta; Coleoptera; Coccinellidae. The coding region runs from base 225 to 1406 and encodes 393 amino acids. The transcript has 5 exons. Gene Ontology annotation, biological process: protein phosphorylation. Gene Ontology annotation, cellular component: nucleus.
CAGUGAGCUGUCAACUGUCAAGGUUAUUAAAGUGUUCCAAAUUCCAAAAGUUGUCAACAAAAUAGUUGUAUUCAAAUAUGUAUAGGAGUUUUUUAAUUUGAACAAUUAUCAUUUGAUUAGCUUGUGCUUCAUAUCGAAGAUAAGAAACCGUUUGGUAGCUACUGAAUAUGUUCGAGAGACGUUUUAUACAGAUCUAAAGGACACUAGAAAAAUUUCCGUUCAAGAUGCAACCUGCUAGUGCCAGAGAAAUGAAGUUCAAUCCUCCUCAAGUGAUGAGCUUGAGGGAAAAGGAGGAAUAUAUAUCGAAUUUCAAUUUUCCGUUUUGUGAUGAAUCUACCAAGUACGAGAAAGUGGCCAAAAUUGGUCAAGGCACUUUUGGAGAAGUAUUCAAAGCUCGAGAUAAAAAGAAUCCUAAGAAGUUUGUUGCUAUGAAGAAAGUUCUCAUGGAUAAUGAAAAAGAAGGGUUUCCUAUAACGGCUUUGAGAGAAAUACGAAUUCUGCAACUUUUGAAACAUGAAAAUGUUGUGAAUUUGAUUGAGAUAUGCAGGACUAAAGCCUCAGCUGCCAACAGAUAUCGUUCAACAUUUUAUCUAGUGUUUGACUUUUGUGAACAUGAUCUUGCCGGAUUACUAUCUAAUGUUAAUGUGAAAUUUAGCUUAGGAGAAAUCAAAAAGGUGAUGCAACAGUUGUUGAAUGGCCUCUAUUACAUACAUAGCAAUAAAAUCUUGCAUAGAGAUAUGAAGGCUGCUAAUGUUCUCAUCACCAAGAAUGGCGUUCUUAAACUGGCCGAUUUUGGUUUAGCGAGAGCUUUCAGUAUCAACAAAAAUGGUCCAAACAGAUUCACCAAUAGGGUGGUCACAUUAUGGUAUCGACCUCCUGAACUUUUGUUAGGUGAGCGUAAUUAUGGCCCCCCUGUGGACUUGUGGGGCGCUGGUUGUAUAAUGGCAGAGAUGUGGACUAGAUCCCCCAUCAUGCAAGGAAAUAGUGAGCAUCAGCAAUUGACCCUCAUUUCUCAAUUGUGUGGGUCUAUAACACCUGAAGCAUGGCCCGGCGUUGAGAAUUUAGACUUAUUCAAAAAGAUGGAACUCCCGCAGACUCAAAAAAGAAAGGUUAGAGAACGCCUAAAGCCUUACUUGAAAGAUCCCUAUGCUAUUGACCUCUUGGACAGACUUCUUGUACUGGAUCCAAGCAAAAGGGCUGACUCAGACACAGCUUUGAAUCACGAUUUCUUCUGGACUGAUCCAAUGCCAUGCGAGCUUGGAAAUAUGCUUGCGAAUCACACACAAAGUAUGUUCGAGUUUUUGGCUCCUCAGAGGAGGGCCACCCAACAAACACGACACCAUACUUUGCCGAGGCCUACUGUUUCAACCAUUCAGGAUGGUGGUUACCAAGACAGAGUUUUUUAGUAUUCUUUAAGUGUAUAUAUAUUUAUGAUUUAGCUCUUGUUAACAUUAUAAAUAAUUUAAAUGAUUUUUUCAAUAAUAAACUAUGAGAAAUC